CUUAUACCUCCUUUUUUCUCUCAGUCUUUCCUUUUUCAAGGUUUUCAGUUAAUCAAUUCCACAUCUCCUAUAUAUACACACGCCCCUCUGACCUCCCCUGUUGUCCUCAUGUUCCUUAAUAUUAUAGCAGCACCAAGAACAAGUAUAUAAAUUAAGGAGGAGAUAUAGAUAGACUAAAGGGAAACCCAUUUGAGUUUUUGGAUUUUCAGAAAAGGGUUUGUUUUGGUUUUGAUUUUUAGUUUCCGGGAUCAUCUGGUUUUUCUGGGUGCUUGUGGCUUUCUGUUUCAUGGCUAUACAGGCGCAGUUGUAUUCGGAUAAUUUUGGGUUACCCUUGUGCGGCGGCUCGUCGGAGUGGAUAGACAAUGGCUUUGGUGGGUUUAAUCCGUUCUCCUUCAAUUUCCAGCCGCAGAAGCAACAACAGUUCCAAGAGCGUGAACGGAUGUUACAGUGCCUACAACAUCAGCAGCAGACGAAUCAAACUCUGUUUUUCGAUUCGGGUUCUACUUUGAGGAACACAAAUUCCACCAUAGUCGUCAAUAAUGUAGAAAUAGUGGGGUGUUUUGAGAAGCAGAAACAGGAGAUCGAUUACUAUAUCAGAUCACAGGUAAGAAUUUGUACUAUUCUUCUUUUUCAAUUGUAAUUGGGAUCUCUUUUUUUUUUGUGUACUUUGAAUACUAAAAUUAUCAAAUUACCUUUCAUGUUUAUUCAUGAAUGAUGUUUUGAUAAUUUUAUUUUCCAAAUUGCACAAUAAAAGUGCAACUUAUAU
Molecule: messenger RNA, 766 nt
Organism: Rubroshorea leprosula
Lineage: Eukaryota; Viridiplantae; Streptophyta; Magnoliopsida; Malvales; Dipterocarpaceae
Source: the annotation of a GenBank genome assembly